This is a messenger RNA of Brachypodium distachyon (stiff brome), 540 nucleotides long. Its product is annotated as RING-H2 finger protein ATL18. The transcript has a single exon. Gene Ontology annotation, biological process: protein ubiquitination. The record is from RefSeq and is a predicted model, not a curated record. Bases 1 to 540 code for a protein of 179 amino acids. NCBI's taxonomy places the organism in Eukaryota, Viridiplantae, Streptophyta, Magnoliopsida, Poales, Poaceae.
AUGUUCACCCGCAAGGUAUUAGUGGACAUCGGGUCCAAGGUCUUCUGGCUCGGCCUCGUGGCCCUCCUCAUGCUCUUCAUUCUCAGGUCCAUCUACCAGGACUGCGUCCGGUACUCUCAGAGACCGUUUUCGGCUCCCACUCCGGUUCCGUCUCCGGCUCGGACCGCUGCCGCCGCCGGUCCUAGCAUGGAGACAUGCUCGUGCGUAAACCCGGCUCCGGUGGUCCAUGGCGGCGGCGACGAUCCUAGAGCUGCUCGCCGUCUCAGGGCGACAGGGCCGGUGCCGUGCGUGACGGAGUACCGGAGGGGCGACGGGUGGCGGGAGGCGAUGUGCCCAGUGUGCCUAUGCGACUUCGCCGAUGGCGCGAUCGUCAGGGUCCUGCCGCCGCGCAUGCACUACUUCCACGCCGCCUGCGUCGGCGAGUGGCUGCACAAAGGCCACGCCACCUGCCCACGCUGCCGCGCCGCGCCGCCCUCUGCCGCCGCCGCCAGCGGGUCGCCGGAGUAUGUAAUCUCUAUGGAUCAGCUGGAGUUGUCAUGA